GAAUAUUUAAAAUCGCAUUCAUAUUCAAAUAUAUAAGUUUAUUGAAAAAUUAAUAAAAACCCAAAAAUGAUAUCAAAAUUUAUAUAGAUUUUAUAAAAAAAUCGUCAGCUGCAGGAUUCGAACCUACACGGGUAAACCCAAUGGAUUUCUAGUCCAUCACCUUAACCAUUCGGCCAAGCUGACUUCUAUGCUGUAUAUAUGUUAACAAAAUACAAGUCAUUCAAAUUUAGAAUAAAAUAGUUUUAACAUUAGUAUCUUUUUUAUAGUAAAAUAUAUAUUAAUAAUUUAGAGUAUAACAUAACUAAUUAUACCUCAAAUAUUUUUAAUUUUGAAGAUGAUUUUAAAUCAAAAGAAUAGGGUGAAUUAAUAUAUUAAAUAAAUAUGAUUUUAUAUAAAUAGAUAAGCAUUUAAAUAAUAUAAAUUUAAUAUUAUUAGAACUAAGUGAUAUAAACAAUGAAAUGUCGAGUUUUCUUUGUGAAUUUUACUAUUCUAUUAAUAACAAUUUGUAGGUCUCAACUAAUUUAUAGUAAUUUUUAUGGAACGUUUACAUCUGCAAAUUUUGGUAUGUUAUUGUUAUAUUUAGAUUGGAAUAUUUACUAAAGGGAUACUCAUGGUUAUACUGUGAUAAAUUGUGGAUUAAAAAACGUAUUAAUUAUGUCUGAGUGCACAAACUACGAGUUUAAUAGCUUAACAUCAAAAACUUUUGAGCUUCCAUCACAUGAUUUAAUCAACCUGUCAUUUAGACUUUGGAUGUAAUUAUAAAAUUAUUUAAAUAGGGUAUACUCUGUUAACUAUUCGUUCUAUUUGUAUGUUGACAACGAACUUUAUCUUUUAAUCUAAACUUCACUACACAGUUUUACAAACGAUUGUUCAUCAUAUGGAUCAUAUGAAAUAUCUGAAAAUAUAGUUCACUCAAGUUCUUCAGUUUAAAUUACAAUGGUCUCUGAUUGGUAAUCAUGGGGAUUUUCUGAAUUUAAUUUAAAUGCCAUAAAUAUUACUCAAAAGAUUUGGGAAUUAGCUUAUUAAUCGCUUAAUCAAAUAUUUUUCUCCUCCAUAUCUUUUGAAGAUGGAUGGAUGACUAAUGGCAUAGCUUCCUAAUAGAGAGAACAAUGUACAGGUAUUAAUAAUAAAUAUAUAUAGAUUUCAAUUAUUUAAGAUCAACAGGGAAUUAUUUUAUUAAAGAUUUCCUUUUGUAGGUUCAUAAUAAGAUUAGUUUGAAUUUCAAAGUCUUAAUAUUCAAUAAAGCUACACCAACAAUAGAUUUCAAAAUUGAUAACUAAUUGUUAAUAACUCAAAUUUCAAAUUCUUAUGUAGAUUCUUCAGUUAUAAUAUGCAGCAAGUUCAUUGUUAUAUAACUAUAAAUAUCAGACUUUGUGCAUAAUAAUCAAAAUCUGAGAAUAGAGAUUACAACUUCAGCAGAUGGCACUACUUCUUGGUUUGGAAUAAGAGAUUUUUCAUUAUUUACUGAUAUAAUUGAAGAUUAUUAAUGCAAAGACCUUAAUAUUUUGCCAUUUGAUGGAUGCUUUUCUAAUCAAUACGAUUGUAAUUAGGGUUGUAGUAAUUGUGUAAAAGGAAUCUGCAUCAAUUGUUUAGAUGGAUGGUAUUUACACACAAAAAAUACUUGUAUUCCCAUCUGUGGUGAUAAUAUGUUAAUGUUAAAUGAAGUUUGUGAUGAUGGUAAUUCUAUCCCAUAUGAUGGUUGCCAUAAUUGUUAAUUUUCUUGCCCAUUAAAUUGCAUCCUUUGUGUUUUUGGAAUAUGUUAAGAAUGCGAAUAAUCCUAUUUUUAUAUAGAAAAUAGGUGUGUAUCUAACAUUAAUUAUUUUGAAAAUACUGGUUAUUAAUACUAACCUACCUCUCAAUAACAAUCAAUUCUGCAAUAAUCUUCAUAAUUAUAUUAGAUACUAAAAAAUAAUUAUUAUGGAUUAAACAUAGUUUCAAGUUUUUUGAAUUCUUACUUUUCUGAUUAUUAAUUUAAUCGAGGUUAUUACUAAGAUAGUUUAACUGAAUGUAAUAAAGGUUAUAAAUUAUCACCCAGCAAAAGACAAUGUGUUGAAAUUUGUAAUUGUUAAGAUUUAGUUAGCUUAUAAAAUAAUAAUUGUUAUAAUUGUGUAUAAAACUGCUAAUUAGAAUGUUUAAUAUGUCUUUAAGAUAAAUGCUAUGCUUGUUUUGACGGAUGGUAGUUGGUUGAUCAUAAAUGUUAGCAAAUUUGUGGAGAUAAAUAAGUGGCAUUAUAUUCUUAUGAAUAGUGUGAUGAUGGAAAUCAAUCUAUUGAUGAUGGAUGCCAUGAAUGUUAAUUUUAAUGCGGAUUAUUUUGUUAAUUUUGUGAUAAGGAAUUAAAUUGUAUCAUAUGUGAACCAAAUUUCAAACUGGUACAUCAUGCAUGUGAACCAAUAUGCGGUGAUAAAAUAGUCAUAAAUGGAUUAGAGGAAUGUGAUGAUGGAAAUGAUAUUAAAUAUGAUGGUUGUUAUGAAUGUUAAUUUUAAUGUAGAUUUGGCUGUAAAGUUUGUGAAUCUGGCAACUGUUAAGAUAAAUGCAAAGCUGAAGAAGAAUUUAUAAAUGGUCAAUGUAUUCAAAAGGUUGCAAUCAUUAAUUAAAGUGAAGAGAUUUAAUCACAACAAUUUGAAUAAAAGAUUGAAUGUAAGAAUAAUUGCUUAGUUUGUGAUGGGAAUCUUUGUCUAGAAUGUCAACCAGAUUAUCUUUUGGAAAAUAAUAAGUGUUUAUCUUGUGGAAAUGGAAUUAAAAACAACGAUGAAGAAUGUGAUGAUGGAAAUAGGAUCAUUUCUGAUGGAUGUUCAAAUUAAUGCAAUAUUGAACAGAAUUGGAAUUGUAUAGAAUCCAUUUCAUAAUUAAGUUUAUGUUUCCCAACUACUAAAAUUUAAAUUGAAUUCUUAAAUUCAACUCUUAACAAACAAUAUGUUAAACUAUCAUAUACUAAAAAAGUUAAACUAGAUUAAUAAGAUGUAAACUUUUUAGAUUUUAAUUUUAAUUCAAUUAACAUUGAUCCUACUUAUUAUAACAUAAGUAUUUUUCCUGUAAUAGAAAUAGUCUCAAAUGAGACUAGAAAUAUAAAUUAUGAAUUAAAAAUUGAAAUUAAUAAGCAACUCUCACAAAACCCAAUUUUGGAUGUUAAGGUCGAUCUUAUUUUAUUGGAUGAAAACGAUUUACCAGUACCACCAUCAUCAGCAUAAAUUGUAUUAACCGCCCCUUUAGUUUUAAAUCAAGCAUAAGUAGAAGUUUCUCAGAAUUUCUAAAAAUUUGGUUAUAAUCUUAUGCUUGCAUUAGGAGGUUUCGCUAUUUUUGCAUUUCUUCUUGGGUCUCCCUAAUAAUUUUUAGAAAUCUUAGAUACAUUAUAAUUUUACUCAUAUUUGAAGUUUAUAAAUGUAGAAUAUCCAGAAAAUCUUAAUAUUUAUUUUAAAUCUUCUGAAUUGAUAUCUGUGGAUCCAAUUUUAUAAUUUCUGGGAAUUAAAGAUAAUUUUGAAGAUUAGUUAGGGGGUAAUGUAAUUUAGUGUUUUGGCAAGUUUUAUCAGUACUAAAUUAAUGCUGAUUUAAUAACUAAUAUUUAGAGUUAAUUUAUGUAGGUCAUUGUAUUCUUUUCACUAUUGAUUACUUUUAAAAUUUAUCUCAAGUUUUGUUUAAAAUCAUGUUUUACUUCAAAUUUCAUUUAUUUUGUCAGAAAGCUAAAAUCAAAAGCAGUUGAGUGGAUUGCAAUUAAACUAUAUUAAAUUAAUCAAUAUAUAAAGAACUAUUAACAUUUUGAUAUCAUCAAUUUGAUAAUAAAUUGUUAUUAUGCUAAUGCUUGGGAUCUAAGUUUCAAGGUUCUAUUGUAUCUGACCUUUAACAAAUAAUCAGGAAUUAGACCUUUGGUCUCAUAUGUAGUUUGUUUGAUAUAUCUUGUAAUAGGAAUAAGUAUUGUAGUGAAAAAUUUAAGGACACACAAUAAUAUCAUAGAUUUCAAAAAAUUAAGAAAUUAACAGCAUUAGUCAAUUAUUUUGUUAAAAAAGUGUAUCUUUGUGUUAAUUUUAAUUAGAAUGCAAGAUUGCUCUAUAACAUAAUGCAUAAUGCUCUCUUUUUCCACUUGUAUGUAUAUAGGGUUUAUAUCGAUUCUCAAGAUUACAACUACUAACUUAGAAAUGA
This is a messenger RNA of Paramecium octaurelia, 4134 nucleotides long. The record is from the annotation of a GenBank genome assembly. NCBI's taxonomy places the organism in Eukaryota, Ciliophora, Oligohymenophorea, Peniculida, Parameciidae.